AAAAAAAUAAUUGACAACGCCAGAGAUGAUUGCCAGUGCGCCACGGUUCGACGCCGUUCGCCUGCUCCGGUUCCGCUGCUCCGGUGCCGCUGCUCCGGUGCCGCUCUGGCCAGUCCUUGCACGACCAAACUCGACCCGCUCCGCUUCGAACACGCUCUCGUUGCUAACCAUCCCAGUCGGUUCCUCGCUUUCUCCCUCGUUGCACUUAGGGUUCUUGGCCUAAAAAUUUUCGCGCCGCGAGGGUCAACCACCCCAAUCAGCUCGUCACCACCUGUCCCCUCCUCCUUUGAUGGCAAAACCAGGUUACUGAGACAGUACAGCUCCCUCUAGCAAACCUAUGGUCGUGUACAUAGUGCCCGUCCACCUUUCUGAUGACGUCUGCCUCCGCGCACAAGGAUGAGAUGGGCAUUGCUGCACACACCGACGGCCUGGAGGCCCGCACAUGUGCACCUUUGUAGCUGACGCACCACUGCCGACCCAACUCCACCACACGCACGCCUCGCGGUGGGUGCGCCGCAGCAAGAAGGUAUCGGUCGCUUGAGAGUGAGUCUAGCCCUGCUCGCUACAAAGACCCCCCCCCCGCUAUGGGUGGACACGCCACCCCAAAUAUAGCCCCCAUAGUAUGCGCUACCAAGGACGCGUGACGCAUGGAUGCGUGGAGUAAGGAUAGCUUACGGAAACCUCACAGGUUGAGUGAUGUAGGAGAUUGCCGGACACAUAGACGUGACGUGUUGAGUGAGGAUAGCUGCAUACUGAAACCUCACAGAUGCAUUGGUUUUUGAGUUUGCCAGGCACAUGGACGCGCUGAGUGGGGAUAGCUACAUACUGAAACCUCAUGAGUUGAGUGAUGUUGGGUAGUGCUGGACACAUUGACGCUUUGAUGAGGAAAGACACAUACGGAAACCUCACAGGUGAUUUGUAUUGGAGAUUGCCGGACACCUAGACGUGCUGAGUGAGGAUAGCUGCAUACUGAAACCUCACAGAUGGAUUGAUUGCCGGACACCUAGACGUGCUGAGUGACGAAAGCUGCAUACUGA
Molecule: messenger RNA, 1037 nt
Organism: Ectocarpus sp. CCAP 1310/34
Lineage: Eukaryota; Phaeophyceae; Ectocarpales; Ectocarpaceae
Source: the annotation of a GenBank genome assembly